Racocetra persica is the source of this 402-nucleotide messenger RNA. The record is from the annotation of a GenBank genome assembly. NCBI's taxonomy places the organism in Eukaryota, Fungi, Glomeromycota, Glomeromycetes, Diversisporales, Gigasporaceae.
GCUCAAUCUCUGAUCAGAUUCCUCAAGUUCCAGCUAUUAAUACCCAGCUAACAAUUUCGCUAUUACAAAAUAAAUUGAGUUUUGAUGGUAGUGGUAUAUCUCAAGCUGAAGUAGAAAGUAUGAUAAAUCCACUUAAGUCUACUCAAUCUGCUUCUCAAGAAAGGCAGUUAACACGGCCUAGCAAGAUGGAACCAGGUAAAAUAUAUUACGAUCCCAAUUUACGCCUGAAUGACCAAGAAUAUUUUCACGAUAGUGAUGUGCUAGAACGUUUAAAUUCUACUGCCAAAGGUGGAUCCUUUUUCCAAAAUCUUAUAAAUAUGAUAGAAAAGAUUUCAAAUCAAUUGUCUAAGGGUAAAAAAGAUAAUACUUCAAGUACUGAUGGCAUAGAUAGAAUUACUAAAA